ACAACAAUUCCCGCGCUUUUCCUUGUGGCUGACUGGUGGAGCUGCCCUGGAGCAGUGUUGUCUAGGUAACUCCUGUAGUAUUGGCAAAAUGGGUACUACGACGGAUGUGGUUAUCGACCAGCGUAUAAGGGACAUACAAAGAGAAUACCUGGAAUUUCUAGAAGAUGAUGAGGAUACUGGAGUGUAUACUCAGCUUGUGCGUGAUAUGGUGGCUGAUGGGGACUGCCGUCUCAUUGUUAACAUCAACGAUCUUCGUAAAAAGAAUAAUCAGCGUGCCACUGGGCUUUUGAAUUCUGCUUACGAAGAACUGCCAGCAUUUCAUCGUGCCCUAAAGGAGUUUGUAGCAUCGGUUGACAUUAACUAUGCCAAGACACAAGAAGAACUCUUUGUUGGAUUUGAAGGGAGCUUUGGCAGUAAACAUGUUUCUCCUAGAACACUGAAUGCAAGAAAUCUUGGAAAUUUAGUGUGUGUGGAAGGCAUUGUUACAAAAUGUUCGUUGGUACGGCCAAAAGUUGUACGGUCUGUUCACUACUGCCCUACUACAAAAAAGACUUUAGAAAGACGCUAUACAGAUAUGACGUCUUAUGAUCCAUAUCCAUCCUCGGCUUUAUAUCCAACACAAGAUGAAGAUGGCAAUCUAUUGGAGACUGAAUAUGGACUUUGUUGUUACAAGGAUCAUCAAACUAUAACAAUCCAGGAAAUGCCGGAGAAAGCCCCCGCUGGCCAGUUACCACGUUCUGUUGAUAUUGUGUUGGACAAUGACCUGGUAGACAAGUGUAAACCUGGAGAUAGAAUUCAGGUUGUAGGUAUCUACCGUUGUCUUCCUAACAAGCAAGGCACCUUUACUAGUGGAACAUUCCGCACUAUCAUGUUGGCAAAUAAUGUUAUUUCUAUGAAUAAAGAAGUUUCGCCACACAUCUCGACAGAUGAUGUCCAUAAAUGCAAGAAAUUUUCAAAACAAAAGGGAACUGAUGUAUUUGAGUUGCUAUCCAAAUCUCUGGCACCCAGUAUCCAUGGCCAUGAUUACAUUAAAAAAGCUCUCCUGUGUAUGUUGCUUGGUGGUGUUGAGAAGAUACUUCCUAAUGGUACCAGACUGAGAGGUGACAUCAAUAUCCUGCUGAUCGGUGAUCCAUCUGUGGCUAAAUCUCAGUUGUUGCGGUAUGUACUUCAUACUGCUCCACGUGCCAUCACUACCACUGGCCGAGGGUCCUCUGGUGUUGGUCUUACAGCUGCAGUUACUACUGACAAUGAGACUGGUGAAAGAAGGCUGGAGGCUGGGGCAAUGGUUCUUGGUGACCGUGGAAUUGUGUGCAUUGAUGAAUUUGAUAAAAUGAGUGAUAUGGACCGAACAGCUAUUCAUGAAGUGAUGGAACAAGGCAGAGUCACUAUUUCAAAAGCUGGUAUCCAUGCUAGUCUCAAUGCACGGUGCUCAGUUUUGGCUGCUGCUAACCCAGUAUAUGGUCGAUACGAUCAAUAUAAAACUCCAAUGGAAAAUAUUGGUUUGCAGGACUCACUACUGUCACGUUUUGAUUGUCUUUUUAUCAUGCUAGAUAUUGCAGAUCCUGAAAGUGACAGAAAAAUCUCUGAUCAUGUAGUGCGAAUGCAUCGUUACAGAUCUCAACAUGAACAAGAUGGCGAAGCUCUUCCCAUGGGCAUUGGAGUGGACAUAUUGUCAACGCACAAUCCUGAUAUUGUCGAAGAUGAGGAAACAGAGACUCCGAUUUAUGAGAAAUAUGAUGCUCUUCUUCACGGCAGUCUCCGGUCAAAGAAAGAUAAAAUUGUAAGCAUCAAGUUCAUGAGGAAAUACAUCCAUAUUGCUAAGAGUAUUAAACCUACUCUUACUCGAGAAGCUUGUGAAGUUAUUGCUGAAGAAUAUUCUAGGCUUCGAUCCCAGGACACACAACAUUCAGAUAUGGCACGAACGCAACCUGUAACUGCUCGUGCCUUGGAGACACUUAUUCGUUUGUCUACUGCCCAUGCCAAAGCCAGACUCUCUCGUGUUGUAGGUGUGGAAGAUGCAGAAGCAGCCAUUGAGAUGGUAUCCUAUGCUUACUUUAAAAAAGUGAUGGAAAGGAAAAAGAAGAGCAGAGGUGAUGAUGAAAGUGCAACAGAAACUGAAGAUGAAGGGGAGGAGGAAGGUGGUAGAAAGAGGAAGAGAAGGCCUACGGGUGACUCCGAGAAAAAAUCAAAGAAACCAAAGAAGAAGCCUGGCGAUGAAGGAUAUGACCCAUAUGACAUAGAGAGUGCAGAGGAGGAUACUGAGCCUAUGUCUCCAUCAUCUGCCUCAGUACGAAGUGCUGUCAGCAAAGCCUCCAAGCCCAGUGCAGAAUCUUCAUCUUCCUCUACACCUAAAAGAAUCAGUGCGGGUAGACUGGAAAGUUUCAAAGCAUCUUUAUUAAAACUAAUGAAAGAGGAGCGAGCUCAAACAUUAGCUAUGACAAGAGUUGUAGAGUUCAUUAAUGCUGAACAUGUGUCCGAACCCUUUACGCAAGAAGAUGUUGAUGCUGCUAUUGAAAUGAUGACUGAUGCUAACCAGAUAAUGGUUUCAGACGGUCUGCUUUUCUUAGUUUAGACAUACCAAAUGUAAUAAAUACCUUUUGCUAUGUAAAGAUUGAGUGUCACCAAGAAAUGGGAUCUUCUCAGUAGUUUAUAAGACUUAAAUAUAUUUUGUACAUUCACAUUUGUUAUUUUAAUGUCUACGUUUUUUUUCCAUUUUAUAUCUGUUAACAAACUUAAAAUUUUAGUGUACCAUGUUAGUAUGAUAAAAAUAAAUUGUGAAUAAAUAAUUGGUGUUUAUUUGGAAUAUAUUUUUUUUACUGUGCUAGAAUUAGAUGGCAAUAAAAAAUCCUGAAAAUAGUUCUUUGGAGAGGCAAAAAAAGUUAACAUAAGGUAAUUAUAAGUCUUAAAGAAGAUGGUGUUAUACAAGACAAUGGCAAGAAUGAUUAGGAAUUGUGUGCGCUGGAAACAUUUUGUUGAAUACUCUGUGGUUAACAAGGUUUGUGUAAAUUCGAUAAACAAAAUGUUGAAGGGUACAUUACUUACAAACUACCCGAUAUCCAAGCAUAACUUUCUCUCUACAUCUAAGAAAGAAAAUGUACAUGAAAAAGAUGUAGCUUAUAUUAGGAAAUAAAUACUUGAAUAGAA
Molecule: messenger RNA, 3144 nt
Organism: Procambarus clarkii (red swamp crayfish)
Lineage: Eukaryota; Metazoa; Arthropoda; Malacostraca; Decapoda; Cambaridae
Gene: Mcm3
Product: minichromosome maintenance 3
Biological process (GO): double-strand break repair via break-induced replication; mitotic DNA replication initiation; DNA strand elongation involved in DNA replication
Cellular component (GO): MCM complex; nucleus
Molecular function (GO): ATP binding; single-stranded DNA binding; ATP hydrolysis activity
Source: RefSeq, a predicted model, not a curated record